Molecule: messenger RNA, 8211 nt
Organism: Lodderomyces elongisporus
Lineage: Eukaryota; Fungi; Ascomycota; Pichiomycetes; Serinales; Debaryomycetaceae
Gene: FMP27
Product: Fmp27p
Exons: 1
Coding region: 1-8211 (2736 amino acids)
Source: RefSeq, a predicted model, not a curated record
AUGCUGGACAUUCACUAUUUCAAUACAAAUGUGGCAGUCUACUAUAUAUGUUAUAUCGCUUUGGUGUGGAUCAUAUUCUGGUACACAAUUUACCUAAUAACAGGAUUCCAUCUACAAACAAUCACAAUCAAUAAUGGUUUAUCAUUUAAUGGAAUUUCCCUAACUACAAAAAGGGCGAAAAUCAAGAUCCGAUCCUUUAGGUUGCGAUUGUGGGGUAACACCAAAAUGACCAUCAUUGACGAUCUAACAGUUCAAUUACUCCCGCAGAUCAAUAGUCAUCAAGGGAAGACAUAUCCCAACAAUACAAAGAGUCAUGAACAGUCUAACAAUAUAAAAGAGGAGCAUAGAGAAACAAAAGAGGAAGAAGAAGAACAAGACGAAGUGGCAGAGGAAGAAAAAGAUAGAAGUGAUGGGUUGGAAAACAAAAAAUCCAAUUAUAAUCGGGACUCACAUAUCAGCAUAUACCCUCAGAACAAGAUCUUGAAAAGGCUAACGACCUAUAUUGUUAAACACUUUCCAGCAAUUGAUGUGGAGUUACGAAAUACAGUUAUAGUGUCUGCACUAGGCUUUAAAACCUCAAUCAGAUACACAAAGUUCAAUACGAAUUCACGUGGAAGCAAACGACAUGAAGAAAAAAUCAAGAUCAAGACCAACUUAUUGGUAAAUGAAGUAGUGCAUCAAAUUAAACCUCAUGACGAGAUCUUGACACCAUAUUCUUUAAACUCAUUUAUGCUUAAUAUCAAAUUUCUGGUCGAUAACGAUACAGGGAUCAUUGAUUGUCUAGUUGGAAAAGUAAAUAUUGCGGAUUCCAAUAUCCUGGUCUUCAACGCAAUAAAGUACUAUAUUCUUCAUGACGAACUUAAACAAGAAAAAAACGACAAAUCACCAAAAUCUUCGGAUGUGGUAGAGCAAGAACUAGAACUAGAACCAGAACUAGAACCAGAACCAGAAUCAGAAUCAGAGUCAAAAAAGCCUAAUGGAAAGAAGCCUUCACUAUACACGAAUAAGGACAAGAAAAGAAAAAAGAGUUUUCAUGUCAUUGGCAAGACCCUAAAAAUCUUAUACCACCUUAUUUCAGACAUUACAAUACAUGUCGAGAAUUCCAAAAUAUCGGAUAUACCAUUUGUAUUGAUUGAUGACAAUAUGAGUGUACGUGAUUACUACAACGAAGUGCGUCCAAAAUCAUCGUUGGAGUUUUAUGCCAAAUCGGUAUCCUACAAUAUCACUAGAAUAUAUGACGAUGCUGCUGGCUUUGAGGUUUUGUUUAAUCCCAAAACUGACAAUCCGUUCCACCUGACAUGCACAAUACAAUUGAUUAAGCUUUAUUUCAUUAAAAGAGUCAAAUUGUCAACUGGUCAUUUUGGCCUGGAAUCAGACGAGGUUUUGAAUAUUCCAAAUUGCUCAUUCACCCACAAGACCAAUUUGUUGGGCCAGAUUGUUAAGGCAAAAGGAUUUGAAAAUUGUGUAAUGGAACUCUAUUUUUCAACAAGCACACCUAUUUUUGAUAUUGAUGCUAAGCAAUUGAGUGCAAUUUUGUAUAAUAUUGUUUUAUUGAGGAAAUGGAGCAAAUUAAGAAGAUUGAGAAAGUUUUUGUUAGGUAAGGGUGCCAACAAUAAGACUGAAUUGGGCGAGCCUGAAAGUGGUGGCGCAAGUAAAGAUAAUGGUGGUCAUAACGAUGCCAAUAUGGAUGACCACAACACAGAGAUUGAAUCAUUAAAGUCCCAAUUGUGGCACUAUGCCAAUGAGUAUUAUCCUAAAUUGGACAUCAAAUUUGUCAUUGAACAACCAAGAUUUAUCCUUAGACAUUAUGAAGAAGGUAAAAAGACACAAAUCUUGAGCUUCUCAUACUCAUUGCUAAAUUUCAACUUGUCCACAACGGAGUCUAGAGAUUAUGCCUCGACUUUUUCAAUCUUGUAUCCAAGCAUAUUAUAUCAUGAGAAAUCUGCUUUGGACGCAACAAAGUUUAACAACGAAAUAGUCAAGAAAAAUAUUGCUAAAUUGGACUACUUGAACAUCAAACUAGACAUUUUCAAAAAUUUAACUGUUAAGGCGAGUGUGGAAUUAAACACAGUCAAUGUUAAUUUAACUAGCUUGGAAAUUUUCAGAGGUAUACAUUGGCUUUUGCUCGAUGUAACUAAACUAUCAGAAACUGAUUUGCUGAUUGGUACAAUCAACAAAGCAUUCAAUGAUGAAAUCGAUGUACUACGAAGAGAACUAAGGAGCUCGAAUAUCAAAACAGGCAGUUUUUCUGCAGAUGCAUCCACAUUGGAGCAAAAAAUAUUCAGAGCCUUGCCAUCAUGGUUUGAACAAUUGGAUUUAAAAAUUUUGUCUGUGAACAUUUUUCUAGGUGCAAGGUCAGUGUUGAUUCCAACGAAGGAUUUAUUUCAUUCAGACUCACCAAACUUUGAAUACGAUACAGAUGACAAUAAGGAUCUUCGAAAACUUAAUGUUAAACUCAAACUGUUUUCUGUAACAAUUUCAAAUAAUCAAUUGCUGAGCUUUGCUGAACCACAAAGUCCUAACUCGUCGAUACUGAAUUCAUUAGAAUCUCAGGACUUGCUGGCGUCACUGGAAACUUUAACCUCUUUACAAGACACUUCUUAUUGGUCGGUAAUUACAAAGUUGGAGCAACUCAAUAUUUUUAUGCCCGAUGACAACAGUACGAAAUUGUCUGCAUCUGAGCUGUUUAUUGAUAUCCCGUCCUUUACUGGUACUAUUGAUUCAUUGAGCGACUACUAUUGUCAGAACAAACUUUUGACUGCAUUCACCAUGGAUGAGGUGGAUAUUAACUACAAUACGUUCAAAUUGUUUACCCUUAUUGGUUCGGUAUAUUUGAUACGUGAAUUUAUCGUAUCACCCAUAUCAAUGAUAAAGCUGAAACUUCGAAAAGACAUGAGCAAGUUUGAAGAAGAGGCACAAGGACAAGACAAAGCAACUAUACCACCACCCUUGCUACCACCAUCACAAGAACAAGAACAACAACAACAACAACAACAACAACAACAACAACAAAGAGCAUCCGCAAUAAAUCCUGAUGUGGAUUUUGGUGCAAAAUCUCUAGUUGAUUUAUUGAUUGUCAAAGUUUUACUCAAAACAAUGAAUUGUCGCUUGAAGUUGUCCGAGGACUUUAUGCUCAAAUUUCAACUAUCAAAUAUGCUGAUUGAGCUCAAGAACAAAUUUGCUAAGCUAUCAUUGUAUUUUGUACGCUUGCUUGCCAACUCACCAACAAUCGAAAAGAAAUGGUGUAGACUUAUGUGUAUGGACUCAUUAAACCUUAGUGCACAAAUUCCCAAAUCAAUUGAGGAUUUAAUAAUUGACAUCCACACCACAGCAAUCAGGUUAGUACAACCCCACAAAUUUAUUGUAUACGAAUUGUUCCAAAACAUUUCGAUUACACUUAAAACUGCCAAGCACCUUGUCAAAUUACUUAAAGCUGGUAACGACAAGAAGGACGCACACAUAGUGCAUCCCCACCAACAAAAGGCUAUUCCAUUGCCCAAAAUCAAUAUAAAGUCAAACCAUUUGAAGUUUACAAUGGAAGAUGACCCAUUUGAGACCGAUUUGAAUAUGAUUUACCAAUUGGGCAAAGUGGAGCAGAGGAAGAGGAUUGAAUUGUAUGAUAUUUUUGAUGCAAGAGAAAAGCAGCAACACGGCGAUAGUAAAGAUUAUUUUGCAAAACUAAACAGGCUUAACGAAACCAUUUCAAAUCUGUGGAUUAGAAAAGUGAAUACAUACCAGCUGCAACUACGCCAGGAGGUGGCAAAGCACAAAGUUUAUUUGUUUGGAAACGAAUCUUAUUUUGACAGAGAGUUCAAUAAAGAUGUUGUCGCAUAUCCUUACCAUGCUCCAUUGUUGACUAUAGGCUUUGAAAAUUUUGAUUUGCAAAUACGCAAACCAGAAUUUGGAAUAAACCAUGUUGCCGAUUUUAUUCAUGAUAUGGGUCAAGGAGUUCCCAAAGAUACAGCUUAUUCCUUGUUGGUUCCAAUGUUUUUGGACUUGAGGGUUGCCGAAAUGCGAAUGCAACUCUGUGACUAUCCACUUCCUAUCUUGCACUCGCCGAGGAAUAAGAAUGCUAACGUGCCAAGUUUAAUUAUGGCUGGCCAUUUGGUUAUUAGUGAAAACAUGGUUACCGCGCCUGAGAAUUUGCGGAAGAUUACAGUGCCACUAGUGUCUGUAGAUGAAAACGAGUUGAACAGAUUCGACUCAUUAAUAGUGGAAAAGACUCUUUCGAGUGUCAAAAUGUACACCAAUUUGAGGUGUACUUUCAAUUCUGAUUACCCAACUAGAAUAGUUUGGGGUACUUCAUACCAAUUUGGUAUUCAACAGUUUAUGCUUAAUUUUGAUCAAUUUUCUAAACCACCGGUUGACCCAUCACCCAAACUUGGCUUUUGGGAUAAGCUCAAGUAUAUACUUCAUGGAACUUGCUCAAUUAAAACUCGGACAAGCCUUGAAGUUGGGUUUAAAGGUUCUCGAGACCCAUAUGACUUAUUGGGGACGGCGACUGGGUUUAUAUUGUGUUUCAAGAAUGAUGUUAAUUGGGAUAUUAAUAAGGACGACGAUUCAAGAAAUUUUUUUGACAUUACAGCAAAGAAAGUUUCGUGGUAUAUACCAAAUUAUUUGGGCGCGCCAUUAUUGGUUUGGACUAGAAAUAGCAACGACUCUGUAUAUCUUCCGGACUCACCGAAAUUUAUCAGCUCGUGCUUUGCCUAUUAUCUAGAUGAUUCAUUAACAAAGCCCGAUUUAGACUUGCUAAACAAAGUUUUUGCCAAGGAUGUGAUCACCUUGAGUGGGGGCAUCAAGUUUCGUGUUGGGUUUUUGUUGCAACGCAAAGUUGAUGGCAAAAGGGUGGAGAGUUUUAUACCUCAUUACGAUGUCGAGCUCAUGAAUCCGGAUUAUUGCGAUAAAAAGGGGCACGAUUCAUAUAAAGGCUUUCGCAGUGAAUAUAUUCACAUGGCUAUCUCGUUAACAGCAGAUCAUCAGAAUACUUACAAUACCAUCCACUUGAGUCCUGGGGCAUUUUCACAAUUUUUUGCAUGGUGGAAACUAUUUGCUAGCAAUAUGAUGUUACCGAUACGUAGGGGACCUUUGUUUGGCGAAGCUCAAAACUCUGUCAAGUUCUCCCAACACUUGUUCACCAACAAGUUUUCCUUCUAUUUAAAAUCUUUGUUUAUAUCUCACAUUUAUCGUGAUGAGAUUGUUGAUGUUGAAGAAGAUAGAGUAGAAUGUGUUGGUUUGAGGGCCAAGGUUGAAGAAUUUUCGGUGGAUUUGCACCAGAGAAAGCAGCCAGUCACCUUGUAUCACGAGGCUUUGUCAAAAAGCACCAAGGUGAUGAAGAUGGUUUUCAAUGUUGGUGAAGUUUCACUUACUGGAAUAGAUAUGCGUGUUGUUCGAACUUCGUUUCUUGACAAUUUCUACACCCAUGGUCAUAAAAAUUAUGACGACUCCAAAUCGACUUAUGAUAUUUUCGGUGAUGACCGUAGAUGGUUUGAUAUUCAGGACUACGAAGAAGCAUUUCUACCAUCUGUGAGAAAGUGUCCUAGAACUGUAAAGAUUUACCCUUUGAUGUAUUCGCAUAAAUUUACAUAUAUGCGGGAUACUGAGAAUGAUGCUAAACUGAAUGAAGAGGAUGACGAAUUUGGAAAUGAAGAUAUACACAAUUGUCGUCUCAACAGUUCCAAUCCCGUUGACGUGAGACUAGACAUCUUGAAAGAUAGGCUCAUUGGCCUUGAGCAACAAAUAACAAGACUCAAAAAACAAGCCAAGAAUGUUUCACAUCUUAUGGAGCGAGUAAAGUUUUUAAAAGAUGAGAUUGAUGGCGUUUCAAGGGAAAGAAGAGUUAUUUUUCAAAGAAGUUCAACUAAUGCCACGAUGCAGACUCAAGAGCAUUUCCAUAACAAAUUUACAUGGUUGAGCAUGUUAUUGAAGUGGAACGUCACUUGUCGUGAUUUGGUUUUGAAAUAUGUUCAUUUUGUGCAACUCAAGUCGGCUUUGCGAAAAUAUCUAUCUCACGAGUCUAUUACAAUGUUGGAAAAAGUUAUUGAUCGUGCUAAUGACGCCAUUGAUGGUGUAAAUAGUGAAGACGGAGAGGAAGAAGCAUAUGAAGGUGAUGGCAAAGAAAAUACUAAUAAUAAAGACCAAGGAGGCGAAAACGAUGUAUCAUCAGAAGCCACUACAACUGAUCAAGCAAUAAACAAUGGUAAUUCUUUUAUCUUUAAACCAAAAACCAGAUCAAACGAUAUGAAUUCAAAAGAAAGACUUUUAAAUUUCAAUCGAAUUUUGAAGGAAGUCAACAAAUCUGAAGUGCUUUCUGAAGAUUACCUCAUUGAGAUUGUUGCGCCUCAGAUCCAGUUGCAGAGUGACGAAUCUCCAGAUUCGGUUGUUUUAAUAUCGGCACCAAGCAUUAGUAGCAGAAUUGUUUCAACCAAGGAUUCAGAAGAUGAUUCUAAUGCGGAUGUUUUGGAAACAAGAUAUGGAAAUGUUCUACGAGAUGCCAAUGUUUUUGUGUUGAAUAAAAAAGAAGUACUUGCAUCUGAUAAAUUUAUCACGAUGAGAAACCCAUAUGGUGCAAAAUCCAACUGGCCACCUUGGCUUGGUGCUGAAAUAACACACCAUGGUGAAUGGGCUGGUGAUAACCAGCUCUUGAUCAAAAAUUUGUCGGUGAUGGUAUUGUUUUACAACACUGAAGUUAUGGGUUCGCAAAAGUCAUCGGUGACGAAUAAUCAGUCAUCGCGCACAAGCUUACGCUCGUCUAAUGCUACGACUGGGAAAGAAGUUGAGGCACCAAAGAGAUUACAAGUUGAUGCUCCUUCGUUGGUGCUAACAUCUACUUCUUCACAAUAUUUUACUCUUUACGUGAUUGUUAUAAGUCUAUUGUUCUAUAGCGAGCCCAUGAGUAAGUUUAUCAAGGAUAAGCUAGAAAAGAUGAAAUUUUCGAUGGAUUUUGAAAACUUGGAGGCUAUGUCAGCAAAGAUCAAGCAGAUGCAAGCCUAUUACCACGUGUUACGUCAAAUGACGACAAACUAUAGUUUUAGAGACGAGCAUUUAAAAAAUGAAGAUUUGAACGAUUAUUUGCAGAUUAAUCUUGAGAGCGCCGAUGUUGCAAGUGACGUUUAUUUGAUGCUCAAGACUUUGUUGACUGGUGAAUUUUAUGAGGAUACAUCCAAUGCUGCGCAAAUGUCAUGGUUGAUUCGGGCUGAUGAGGUAAUCUUGCACAUAUUGGAGGAUAACCGGGAACCAAUUUUAGAUUUGGCAUUGGCAAAUGGAGUUUAUGAGAGAAAAGAGCUUGAAAGUGGCUCCAACAUGAACCGGAUCCAAAUUAAAAUGUUGCAGGGGUUCAACUUAAUCAAGGAUGCAAAGUUUCCCGAUUUCCUUAAUCCGUUUGAAAUCAACAAGAAUGACAACCUGAUUGACAACAUGAUUGAUUUGGAAUGGACAAUGAAUCGAGCAGUUGGUGGGAUCCAAAUUGUUGAGGAUAUCCGGAUAAAAGCGUUGCCAUUGGAGGUUAAGAUUGAUGAAGUCACUGGAGAAAAACUUUUGAAAUUUAUAUUUCAAACGGACUCCACCGAUCUCAGACAUAGCAAAGUUAUGAUGAUUACGAAUAGCACAGAGGCAAAGAAGGAAGAAUUGCAUCAAAAUGAUUUUGAUCAUAAUGACGACGAGUUUGGGUUUAUGGUUGAAACAGUUGGAGCAAAUAAGAGCCAGGAGUACAACAAGCAUCUCCAGCACGAACGAAGCACAUUAAGUUCAAGAAGUAACAACACUCAUAGCAAAAGAAAGAACUUGGCCAGGAUCUCAGACAAGGAAACAAUAGAAGAGAAUGAUAUUCAUGAUGACGAGCAAGUUGAACAAAUGAUUGAACGAGCAAAGAAUUAUUUUUCUAUUGUAUCGUUGGUUGUUUCACAAAUAACAUUGAGAAUUACCAUUAGACUCAACAAGGGAUUAAAGAGGAUUAUGAAUGUGAGCGACUUUAGAGUCGAUUUGCCUGAAAUUGUUAUUCAUAAUAGGGUCAUGUCGUUUACAGAUUUAACUGACGUGAUGAAAAAACACAUUAUAAAGGCACUCACUAGUCAUAUUGGGAGUCUACUAGUCAAUAAGCUAAAGUCUCGAUCUUCCGACGACAAUGCAGAUUUGGGCCUGUUGAAGCCUGUUAUGCAUUAUAAUAAAUUUACUCCAAUACGGGAGUUGACUAGAGUGGAUUCAGUAACAAAGUGA